Molecule: messenger RNA, 1152 nt
Organism: Symbiodinium natans
Lineage: Eukaryota; Dinophyceae; Suessiales; Symbiodiniaceae
Source: the annotation of a GenBank genome assembly
AUGAUCGACUUCGACACCUUAGACCAACUGGAGAGAGAAGUGCAGGAGCCCAAAGAGAGCAAGGCUGCAGGCCCUUCGCUGGAGGACCAGGGCUGGAUUCUGAUUCGUCCUCUCAAUGGUCUCUGCAAUCGCCUUUCUGCGAUGCUGUCUGCUGCGGUGUUGGCUGCAGACACAGGACGGCAAGUGGCAGUCGAUUGGCGGAUCACCGACACUUGUGGGUGUUCGUGGGACAGGCUGUUUGCCCAGUCUACACUUCAGGUUGGAGCCAGGACCAGAGUAUGGCUACUGACCGAAGAGCUCCUGAAGAAACUCGAGCCAAUGCUCUGUGGAAUUCGCAUACUUGAUCGGAUCUGUCCAAGUGCAGAUGAGAUGAACUUUGCAUCUGCGAUGGCAGCCAGGGCGACGCUUCCACCUUUGCAGCUGCCCUGCUGUGGGCUGGCCUGCUGGCUCGACCUCGAGUCACCCAUGUGGCUGGAGCAUCCUCGAUGCGCCGGUAUGCCCGCUUGCGAUCUUCCGCUUGCGCUACAGGCACCCUGCACAGUCAUCGCAGCUUUCUCUGAGUUCUACCCGUCCGCCAGGCUUCGCGACGAGCUUGUGGAAGUGAGGUCGGAGAUUCUCCGUGCUCUGGCUCCGAGCCCACAGGUUCUGCGGAGGACCAGUGAGCUGCCUCGGGGCACCGUUGGCGUGCACAUUCGGCGAACGGACCAUGAGGCUGCUUGCUCGGAAUCCCCUGACUCCCUCUUCCUGGAGGCCAUGGACAAAGCCGCAGAGGAGCUCGGACCGCGGUUUGGAGCCUUCUUCCUGGCGACGGAUGAGCCCGAGGUUGAAGAGUUGAUGCUGCAGCGCUAUGGGAAUCGGCUCAUGUGCCACAAGAAGCGCAGCCUUUGCAGGAAGACGCCGGAGGCCAUUGAGGAUGCCUUCGUUGACCUCCUGUCCCUGUCCAAGUGUGAUCUGAUACUUGGCUCCUUCAUGUCUUCCUUCUCUGCCCUGGCAGCACUCUUGCAACAGCGGCCACUCCGGACAGUCCGCAAAUCGGUCAAAAGGCCAUCGUCGUCGGGGCCGCUUCGGAGAGAAGUCGGGCCAGCCGGUCUUUCAUCAGAGGUUUGCGCGGCCUGCGCGGCUGCAAGCAUCCCUUGCCCUGCCAUGCGGUAA